Messenger RNA from Tetrahymena thermophila SB210, 429 nucleotides. RefSeq names its product transmembrane protein, putative. NCBI's taxonomy places the organism in Eukaryota, Ciliophora, Oligohymenophorea, Hymenostomatida, Tetrahymenidae. The record is from RefSeq and is a predicted model, not a curated record. The transcript has a single exon.
AUGUCUUUUAAAAAUUCUUUAUAAAUGUCGUUUUUGAAUUACUCAACAGCACCUUAUUUCUCAAGACCUGAUAAAAUAUUUAAAGCAACAAAACAUUAAGUCAAGGCAUGCUUAAUCCAUCCCAUAGAAAGCACAGCAUCUUAAUAUUUAGUUUCAUCUAUGCAAGACUCCCACCAAUCUUUAACGUCUUCAUCUUUGCAUUCAUUUUUGAAAUAUUUUGUUAGAUCUUCAACUACUUCAAAAGCUUUCAUACCUUUAAUAAUAUUUGUUACUAUUCUCACAUAUACAUAUGCUGCUUCAAGUGCUGGCUUAGCGAUAUGGGUUAAAGUUUAUUCUGCAUAAACAAAUUUACGAAUUACUUAUUAAUCUGUUUAUUUAGACAAAUAUACACACAGAGGAGAGAUCCUCAUCACACCUCCAUUACUUUGA